AUGGCCACUCACGUUAUGACCGCUACCACCACCCCCUCUCUCAACCAAAUCUCCGUCUAUGGCAACCCCUCUCCUGUCAACUCUGGCGCAAACACUCCUGCCAACAACUCUCCUACCUCUCCUCGCCAGCAGUACCUCCCUCUCCAGACCCGCCAGCUCCGUCCUCCCAAGGCCCCUCUCUAUGUUCCCGCUGCCUUGCGCCCGACUGAGCGCCCAUCGAAGCCCUCGCCUCCUACUCCUCCCCGUAGCGUCCACGGCUCUCUUGACAGCCUGAACGACGGAGAAACCGGCGAGACCGUCACUCGUCGCGCAACCAUGGAAAGCUUUCACAGUGGCAGCGCUAUCAGCAAGACGGCCGAGAAUGAGUGGAUGAAGAAUGAACACCUCGGAGAGGUCACCGGUCUCCCGACUAGGGAACACUGGAAGGCGGACUCUGCUUCUCGAAGCUGUGACUCUCCUUCCUGUCGAUCCUCUUUCGGUCUCUUCCUCCGUCGCCAUCACUGCCGCCAUUGCGGUCAUGUCUUCUGCUCCUCUCACACCCCUCACAUGGUCCCUCUUGACCAGGAAGCGCGCUUCCACCCCGACGGCGUCCCUUCUCGUGCAUGCGACCUCUGCUGGAGUGCGUACCAGCGCUGGGAAGAAGUUCGCGUCGAGCGCCUAAACAAGAUACAGCAUCAGAUCGACUCUGAGGAUGAACAGAGCACUGAUGGCCACAGCGCAACUGGUGUUGAUGCCUCGCUGGCCGAGGGACGCAAGCAGUCGCAUAAGACCCCCGAGCAGACCGGUCAGACUGGCCAGACCGGCCAGACCGGCCAGACCGGCCAGACCGGCGAGAUCGCGGCCAGCGCCCCUCGUGGCUGGAACUGGAGCACCUUCUAA
This is a messenger RNA of Aspergillus mulundensis, 879 nucleotides long. RefSeq names its product FYVE zinc finger domain-containing protein. Bases 1 to 879 code for a protein of 292 amino acids. NCBI's taxonomy places the organism in Eukaryota, Fungi, Ascomycota, Eurotiomycetes, Eurotiales, Aspergillaceae. The record is from RefSeq and is a predicted model, not a curated record. The transcript has 2 exons. Gene Ontology annotation, cellular component: ESCRT-0 complex. Gene Ontology annotation, molecular function: metal ion binding; ubiquitin binding; phosphatidylinositol-3-phosphate binding. Gene Ontology annotation, biological process: protein targeting to vacuole; protein transport to vacuole involved in ubiquitin-dependent protein catabolic process via the multivesicular body sorting pathway.